This is a messenger RNA of Oryza brachyantha (malo sina), 2204 nucleotides long. Its product is annotated as probable E3 ubiquitin-protein ligase XBOS36. The transcript has 8 exons. Gene Ontology annotation, molecular function: protein binding; transcription cis-regulatory region binding. Gene Ontology annotation, cellular component: nucleus. Gene Ontology annotation, biological process: positive regulation of transcription by RNA polymerase II. Bases 419 to 1678 code for a protein of 419 amino acids. The record is from RefSeq and is a predicted model, not a curated record. Lineage: Eukaryota; Viridiplantae; Streptophyta; Magnoliopsida; Poales; Poaceae.
CACAAAACUAAUUAAUGCGCUAAUCAUGGUGCCCAGCUUAAUUGCUUCUAGGCUCUCCUGCUCCAGCCAGGAGGCCUCCUCAUAAAGCUAAGAGAGAGCACCAAAUCGAUCGAGAUUAGAUUAGACGAGAUGAGAUGAGAUGUGUGUGUGGCUGUGCACUGCAUAUAUACUUGCGUAGUUAGCCUAGUAAUUAGUAGCUGCUGCUUUUGCCAACAACCCCAGCUAGCUGCUCAGCCGAUCGAUCGAGCGAUCUCUUCAGGUUUGUGGCGUGAGCUAACCUCCUCUACCAAAUCAAGCUAAGCGAAGCUAUCUAGGUCGGUGCGGUGGUUUUCGUCGUCGUCUCCGGCGCCGGCGAGCUAGCUGGGGUGGCCGGCCGGCCGGCCGGGCAGGCGCGCGCGCGUAACGUGUGGAUCGAUAGAUGGGCAACUCCCUUGGGUGUGCGGGCCUCGGUGAGAGGCUGGCGGCGGCGGCGAAGGACGGCGACGCGGCGGAGGCGCGGCGGCUGCUGGCGGCGAACCCGGGGCUCGCCCGGUGCACCACGUUCGGCAACCUCAGCUCGCCGCUGCACAUCGCCGCCGCCAAAGGCCACCACGAGAUCGCUGCAUUGCUGCUGGAGAAUGGAGCAGAUGUGAAUGCGAGGAACAUCUAUGGACAGACGCCAUUGAUGCAAGCUUGCCGGUUUGGUCACUGGGAGGUGGUUCAGACGCUGCUGGUUUUCAGAUGCAAUGUGUGGAAGGUGGACAACCUCAGUAACCGGACGGCGCUGCACAUGGCGGCGGCCGGCGGGCAUGUGAAGUGCGUGAGGCUGCUGCUGGCGGACGCCGCCGGCGACAGGGACGGGUACGUGAAUAAGGCGGCGAGCGGCGGCGUGACGGCGCUGCACCUGGCGGCGCUGCACGGCCACGUCGACUGCGUCCACCUCCUCAUCGACGAGCACGGCAGCCUCGCCGCGCAGACGCUCCCCUGCGCCGCGCCGCCCAUGGUGUCCAUCGGCGCCGGCAGCACGCCCCUGCAUUACGCGGCGUGCGGCGGCGAGGUCAAGUGCUGCCAGAUACUUGUGUCAAGAGGAGCAGACCGAACAGUCAUCAAUUGCAAUGGGUGGCUCCCCAUCGACGCUGCCAGAAUCUGGGGCUGCAGCUGGCUUGAACACGUCCUCUCCCCCAAGUCGCAUCUGCCGAUCCCCAAGUUUCCUCCUUCCGGCUACCUCUCCCAGCCACUGCCCAGCCUAAUCAACAUUGCAAGGGAGCAAGGUCUGAACUUGUCGUCAGAGUUCGCUGAUGGCGUCGACGAAGGUUCCGAAGCCUGCGCCGUCUGCCUCGAGAGACCCUGCAAUGUUGCUGCUGAAGGCUGUGGGCACGAGCUGUGCGUGAAAUGCGCGCUGGACCUCUGCUCGGUGAUCAAGUCCUACGACUCGGCGGGGAUCGCCGGCGAGAUCCCGUGCCCGCUCUGCCGGAGCGGGGUCGCCUCCUUCAGGACGACGGCCACACCGGCGGCGAGCCGCAGCACGAGCACCGGAGGCCUCGGGUCCGGUCGCCGCCGCAAGAGCUCCAGCGGCAGCGAGCACGAGGCCUCCUCCGGCGGCGAGAAGGGCUGCGGCAGCAUCGACCCCGACGCCGGCGCCGGCGCCGUCGUCCCCCUCUACUACGCACCUUUCGCGCCUUCCGCCAUCUUGACCUGACCAUGAAUUCACAGAGCGGCGGAUGCAUCUCAAUCUCUGAAGAAAUGUGUCUUCUUGCAGAAAAGCUCUGAAUUUGGCUGAGGUGUCUCAGCUCUGAUGAAAUGUGCCUCGCAGAUUAAGCUCUGAAUUUGGCAGGGAUGUCGCAACUCUGAAGAAACGUGUCUCGCAAAUUAAGCUCUGAAUUUGGCAGAGAUAUCUCUUCUCAAGUUCCUGAGCAAGAUGAUUUUAGUUGAUAAAAAUUGCAUCUUGUUGCCUGCAGUGUAUAAUUAGUAGGAGUAGGAGUGUACAUGGGUGACUAGAUUGAUUGUGUUUGGUUUGGUUUUGGUGGUGCCGUUGAUACUGGCUGGGGGAGUGUGCGUUUGUUGGUCUGAAUGGCUGUAGAGAAAAGAACAUUUUCUUUUAUUGUGUUUCAUGGUAAAUUAAGUUAUGUCUUGUACACUUGUACUGCUACAUUCCCAAUACUAAAUUAAUCUGUCACAAUCUUGGACCAGCCAAAAAAGAAACUGGAUGUUUGAUCAAGUAGAUU